This is a messenger RNA of Myotis daubentonii (Daubenton's bat), 5112 nucleotides long. Its product is annotated as small ribosomal subunit protein uS14-like. The transcript has 3 exons. The record is from RefSeq and is a predicted model, not a curated record. The coding region runs from base 2804 to 2971 and encodes 55 amino acids. NCBI's taxonomy places the organism in Eukaryota, Metazoa, Chordata, Mammalia, Chiroptera, Vespertilionidae.
AGCGGUGGGAGAGUCUUCAGCGGCUCUAGCAGCACCUCCGCCUGCCUGUGCUUCAACACACACACACACACACACACACACACACACACACACCAUUUCCCCGGCGGGGACUGAGUUCCUAAAGUGCCCACAGGGCGCCCUCCGGAGCAUGCAGCGCCCUCCUUCCAACGUGACUAGGGGAGAGAUGGCCUGAGCGGCUGAGGGCCAGCUUCCUUUCAGAAGGACCGGAUCGCUGCCUUUGGGAGCCUCCAGGGCUCCUACCCUGUGCUUUUGUCUGCACGCUGUUGGCAAACUAACCUUCCUGAGCUAUUGUCUCCAUCGAGUGCUACUCUGCUGCAAAGCGCUCCUUGCUCUGCCACUGUCUCCAGCAGAGCCUCACAAACUUUUUAGCAGAUUUUUGGGUGACUCCUCCACAUUCUGGAGUUUGAGAUGCUGUCCGCAGGUGCUGGCACUGGGAAAUUUCCACCCAGCCCGCCAGCUCCUGCCAGAUGCUCUCUCACUACCCAAUCCCACCUUCUAUGCACUCUACUAUGCUCCCCCUCCAAUUUGUCAAAGUAAGAAACGUUCAAACCUGCAGAGAAUUUGUGUGAGUUUAUUUGAACCAAACUGAUGACAAUUGCCAGGGAGAAAAACCUCAACGGAUUGAGAAAAAUGCUCCGAAAAGUGGCAGUUCUGCACCCUGCUUUAUACAUUAUAAUCAAAAGAGAAGACAUAAGUGGAUUACAUGAAAUCCAUUGGCAAUAGAUUAGGGAGGUGGGAGAAAGCAAAGGUGGGGGGUGGGGGGGAGAGAGAAACUCUGGGAUUGGAUAAAAGGUAAAAUGAUAGACACACACUUCUUUUACAUAGGUGGGUACAGAAUAGUUAACAGUCAACAAUUUCAUGAUUGCCCUGACUGUAUGGCUCAUUUAGUUAAGCAUUGCCCCAUGCACAGAGAGGUUACCAGUUUGGGCACAUGCCCAGGUUGUUGGCUUGAUCCCCAGUAAGGGACUUGCAGGAGGCAGCUGAUCAAAGUUACACGUGCUCCCUCCCUCUCCCUCUAAAAAUAACCAAAAAAAAAAAAAAUCAAUGAAAACAUUUUAAAAAUAAAUUUUUAAAAAUCCCAUUAUCAUGAUAAUAACAGUGAGGAAAUUUGUAGUCUCUGUUCUGGUGUGGCUGUUGCACCCAAAAGGUCCAGAAAAAGGGAAAUUACCUUGACAUUCCAAAGGUAUGUUAUCAUAGAUGCCAACAGACAAUAAACAGGCUCAACUAAGGUAAAAGACUGACCUUUGUGCCCUAGCCGGUUUGGCUCAGUGGAUAGAGCAUUGGCCUGCGGACUGAAGGGUCCCGGGUUCAUACCGGGUCAAGGGCACAUGCCCAGGUUAUGGGCUCAAUCCCCACUAGGGGACGUGCAGAAGGCAGCCAACAAUGAUUCUCAUCAUUGAUGUUUCUAUCUCUCUCUCCCUCUCCAUAUCUCUCUGAAAUCAAUAAAAAUAUAUUUUUAAAAAAGAAACAAAAAGAUUGACCUUUGUCAGGGAAGAUUCUAGCCUAGGACUUGAUUACCCACCACAAACUGCUUUUAGUUAAAAGUUUUCAUUUCAGACCAUUCUAUGUGGUUAUUUUAGGUCUCUGAGUAGGUAAGGCCACCACACAGGCCUCCCCUGAUCUUGACAGGUUUAGUAUGUGGCCCCUUUUCAUCUAAAAAUUGUACUCCCAUGUCUAUUCUAUUCUUCAAGCUAUAAAGUUGGCAGACAGUGGGCCCAAAACUGCAGUUGUAUUUGGUUUAGCUUAAGUGGGCUUUUAAAAAUUCUAAUUUUUCUUUUUUUAUAUAUUUUAUUGAUUUUUACAGAGAGGAAGGGAGAGAGAUAGAGAGUUAGAAACAUCGAUGAGAGAGAAACAUCGAUCAGCUGCCUCCUGCACACCUCCUACUGGGGAUGUGCCCGCAACCAAGGUACAUGCCCUUGACUGGAAUCGAACCUGAGACCUUUCAGUCCACUCUAUCCACUGAGCCAAACCGGUUAGGGCUCUAAUUUUUCUUUUCCUCUUCUUCCUCUUCCUCCUUUUCCUCCCCUCCCUCUUUCUAUUCUUCCUCUUCCUCUAUUUCUCUUGAAAUAUCAGAAGAUCUAACAAGAUGGACUCACAUUCCAGCCUGGCACCAAAGGCUGGCACAUCAAUUUGCCAUAGUUCCCACCAAUCCCUAUUGUCUCACAUUAAUUUUCUUUUCAUUUUUUAUUAACUUCAGAGAGGAAGAGAGAGAUAGAAAUAUCAAUGAUGAGAAUCAUCCAUUGGAUGCUUCCUACAUGCCCCCUACUUGGGAUCAAGCCCAAAAUCCAGGCAUGUGCCCUGCCCAGGAAUUGAACUGUGAUCUACUGGUUCAAAGCUCGACCACUGAACCAUACUGGCCUUCUCACAUUAAUUUUACCUUCUGGAUCUGUGAAGAUAUUUGAUUUCAUAUACCUUCCUUAUGCUACCUUCACACCUGGAAUGCCCUUCCUACUCUCCUCUCAUGGGCCAAACUCAUCCUCCCUUCAAGAACAAGGGUGGUCCACAACAGACAUUUUUGCAUGAGAUUUGGAGGGUAGAAGAAAACAGUGGCUAAAUUGGUUUUUACAGCUGCAAGGUCUGGAGCUCCUGCCUAUCCUCUUUGUUGCUGAUCUGCUGGCUCAUCUCAUUGGCAGGGUAGCACCCAGGCCCAUAACUGCUCCACCUUGCCCUGGAUCCUCCUUCAGCCUCUCUGACUCCUGAGCCAGAUAGGAAAGGGCCCCGACUUCUCCAGCACGACACCCAUAUCAUCAAAUUUGGAGGCAGUGGGAACUAAGAGAGCAAGAUGGGUCACCAGCAACUCUACUGGAGCCAUCUGAGGAAAUUUGGCCAGGGUUCUCCUUGCUGCGGCUGCUCAAACCGCCACACUGUGAUCUGGAAAUACGGCCUCAACAUGUGUCGCCAGUGUUUCUGGCAGUACGUGAAGGACACAGGCUUCAUUAAGUUGGACUAAGUGAACUUCAUGAAUGGGUCAUUCAAGACAUCUAUCUUAUGACAGAAUGCUCUUUUUGUACAUAAAAUAAUUUUUAAAAAAUACAGAAAAGAGUGGAUAAUCUGCUUCCUCUUUAUAUUAAAAAAGAUGGGGGUAAGAUAGCAAUAAAUGUGCAUAUUUGCUUGUAUUCACAUUAAGAUACUAUGGAAGAAUAUGCAAAAACUAAAGAAAAAGGUUAUCUAUCGGAGGUGUAGGGGACCAAGGAGAGUUUUCACUUUUUAUGUUUUUGAAAAAUGUAUAUUUUAAAUAUUUUUAUUGAUUUCGGAGAGGAAGGGAGAGGGAGAGACAGAAACAUCAAUGAUGAGAAUCAUUGAUCGGCUGCCUCCUGCAUGCCCCCCACCAGGGAUGGAGCCUGCAACCUGGGCAUGUGCCCUGACCAGUAACCGAAUCAGCGACCUCUUGGUGCAUGGGUCGACGAUGCUCAACCACUAAGCCACACCAGGCGGGCUUAUAUGUUUAUAAUGAUGUGUUUGAUCUAUUCAAAAUAUUAAGUAACAAAAAAUGUUAAAUGCCUUUUUACAUGCCUUUCCCCUCCUAGGAUUGUGAAAAUGGGAUACAAAUCUUGUUUUAUAGUCAUCCUUUUGUUCCUGGUAUUUAGUCCAUAGUAGACACUCAAUAAACAUUUGAGGAAUUAAUGAAUGAAUGAACCAGAAGAAAUCUGAUUUAGUGUGGAUCAGAAAGGCGAUAGGGGAGUGAGGAGCAGAGUGGGAAAAAUAUGGUAGUGGCUGUCAGAAGGGAAGUUUAGAGAACAAGAGAGAUGUUUAAAGAAGAGUUAUAGACAUAAUGUGUGAUGUAAUCCACCUUCAUAUUUGUUCCCAAGAAACAUUCAAUAAAAGUCUCCACUGCUUUUGGGGUUUGAUCUGUAGGGUUUUGAGAUAUUAAAACAGACUCAGGCAUAUCUGGAUGGUAGGAAUAGGGUGGGGGGACUCAAGGAGGAAGAACCUCCAGGACCUGGCCUAGCCUCUGCUAAUGGAGGAGGUCAGCAGACUCUUAAGGGGGUAACCCCAAUCGCUGAACCUGCAUUCUGGGUCCAUUGUUCUCCUGUCAGGCAGAACCAUGCCCUACCCCACACCCUGAUCCUCAGACCCCCUCUACAAACCAUGCCUUCCAGCUCCACACACAGGAGCAUACAAAUAUGGUCCAUGGAUGAAAGGUUUAAAGAACAGAACACUGAAGACCCAAUGCAGAUGAUGGAGAGAGAACAGUGCUAGACUGGGUCAAUAUGUGUGCAGGGCUGCGGUUAAUUUGGGUAAGACAGAGGGCCAGGCUGCAGCCAGUGUUUAACCUAAGACCAGGCUGAGUGCAAGGGAAGGGCACAGACCACGGUCAUGAAUAGUUAUCAGUUUUUAUUUGUAUUAAUUUAGGAACUCAGGUAAAUAGAAUUGGACACCACAUAAUCCUUGUUUGUUUUUUAAUGGUUCAGAACAAUAAAUAACCUCACACUUUCUCCCCAGUUGUCCAUAAAUAGCCCAUUUGUGAACACUUGUAAACCCACCACUUGCCCCAAGAACUAAAACAUUACAAAUAACUUAUAUCUACUAAUGUGCCUCUUGCAUCUCUGCCCUCUGCUUUCUCUCAGAAGUAACCCCUAUCCUAGAUUUUAUCUUCUGUUGCUUUUUCCUCCUUGUAGCCAGCUUCUAAAAUGGCUCCCAUUGAUCUCUCCCUCCUGGUAUUCAAACCUAUGUGUUCCUCUCCCCUUGAAUGUUGGCUGGAUCUAGUGACUUAUUUCAAAUAUAUAGAAUAUGACAGAUGUGAUGGAUGUCACUUCUGUAAUUGCAUUAGAUAAGACUAUAACUUCUACCUUGCCAGCAUCUAACUCUCUCCCUUGCUGGAUGACGUGGAAAUGAGGGGAGCCACCAGCCAACAACCAGCAAGAAACUGAAGCCCUCACUCGAACAGUCCACAAGAAACUGGACUCUGUCAACAACCAGAUGAACUUGGAAGUGAGCCCCUCCCCAGUCAAGCCUUCAGAUAAGACUACACCUCUGGUUAACAAUUUGAUUGCAGCCUGUGAGAAACCCUGAGGCAGAGGACCCAGCUAAGCCAUCCCUGGACUCUUGAGCAACAGAAAAUAUGAGAUAAUAAAUGCUGUUUUAAGCCUU